AUGCCGCGAGCUGAUGAGGAGCGGGCCGAGUUGGUGGAAACCAGUAAAAACCAGCUGGUCGCUUUGGAAAACAGUAUGAAGCGGAUGGCGAGUGACGCCAAGAAGUUAAAAGACCAGGCCCACACCUGGGUGCAGAUAAAAACAACCACAGGAAUGCUGGACGGCCUGUACGAGCAGGCGUCUAACGUCUUGCUGCGAUUGAAGGGCCUUGAUGGUCCUCAACAGCGUAGAGAGCCUUCAAUGGCUGUCUACCUGAACGCUAAGGUGCUGCUGGAAGAGAUGGCUCAAAAACCUUCAGGGCGAUCCGACCACUUACCGCGGAUCGAACUUCCAAGAUUCAACGGUUCACCCACGGAGUGGCUCUCGUUCAAGAGCCGCUUCGAGAAGAGACUAUCUGCUCUUAAUGAAGAUGCGGAUAAAUUCGCAUUUUUAGGGAAAUGCCUAGAGAACUUCGAGCCUGCCAAAAAUUCAAUUGAGGCACUCGAAAACUCGGGAACGAGCUUUGCCGAAGCUUGGCAAAGGCUCGAAACGCGCUUCUACAAGCGCAGGAUAGCCUUUGAAGGCUACUUUUCUAAGCUGCUCAAGGUGAAGAAAAUCAUGAGUCCCAAAGCCAAGGGAAUUCUGGCUCUGAUCGAUGUAGUAGACACCACAGUCCACGCCGCUCACCAAAUCCAAGGUGAGCGGAAUCAAACACUAGAUUGCGUUGUCAACGGCCUAAUUAUUGCCAUCGUAAAAGGCAAAUUAGACGACGCAACCAUAUCCAAGCUCGAAGAGAGCUUGGAUCUACAAAAGAUAUAUAUUUGGGCCGAAUUCAAGGCCGAGUUGGAAAAGCGGGCCAAUCAGUUGGCCUGCCAAUAA
Messenger RNA from Ochlerotatus camptorhynchus, 858 nucleotides. RefSeq lists its product as uncharacterized. The coding region runs from base 1 to 858 and encodes 285 amino acids. The transcript has 2 exons. The record is from RefSeq and is a predicted model, not a curated record. NCBI's taxonomy places the organism in Eukaryota, Metazoa, Arthropoda, Insecta, Diptera, Culicidae.